AAAAAAGGUACUCACUUCUUUUUCUAAGAGAAAAUAUACAAAUCUCUCUUUAAAUUUCAAAAAUCUAACAAUCUCACAUGUUUGCUAUUAGUCAUAUUUUUUUUUUAUUACAUAGGAAUUUCAGCCACCAACGAAACCUUCGGACCCCUUGGUGGGGGUACCAAACCUACGGAUCAGCAUCUUCCACCCCAAGUCUCGCUGAUCAGGUUAAAGUCCGGAUGUGGACACGACUUCCGUGCAUCAGUUAGACGUUCGAUCAACCCGACACUCGGGACACAUCUUCAUUACCAUCCACGGUUUCCGCUGGUUCACAGAAAACUCUCACCAUCUACAAUUCCCGCUGGCUCACAGAGCAAACUCUCACCAUUCACAGUUUCCACUGACUCACAGAGUGAAUUUUUACCAUCCACAGGUGCCGCUGGUUCCUUGAGUAUAUUUACUUAGAAUUGAAUACCCGACACUCCUUCAUAUGUGCUAAUAUCUUUUCACCGCAUCAUGACCGUGGGCUGUUACUAGCCCUAUUCAUACUACUUCAACUAACCUACCAAAUCCUCCAAAUAAUAAUAAUACUAGUAAUAAUAUAGAGUCGGGCUAAGCAUGGCAGCCUUGAAAGUAAAGUCAACAACUACUAACGACUACGGGCAAGGGUAGUUGAAGCCUUCGCCACCAUUCAAUAGUCCAAAUCUCCAUUCAGUCCAACUUGCUCUCUCUCUCUCUCUCUCUCUCUCUCUCUCUGUGGAAAAAACGAGAUGACGCAAAAUUCUCCGCAGUCACCGGAGCUACCAUGGCGGACGCGAUUCUCCUUAGCCGCCUACAGCAUGGCCACCGACCUCGCUUGCCGUCCUGACGGCAGCAUCAACCGCUUCUUCAUGAACUUGGUUGACUUCAAAGCCCCUCCCUCCUCCAAACCCUACCUCGGCGUCUCCACCUCCGACGUCACCGUCGACGCCUCCCGCAACCUCUGGUUCCGUCUCUACGUCCCCUCCGCCGCCGCCGCCUCCCCCGCAGGCCACCCCGUCAUCGUCUACUUCCACGGCGGCGGAUUCUCCUUCCUUGCCGCUAACUCCAAGCCACUGGACGAGUUCUGCCGAAAGCUCGCUCGGGAACUCCCCGCCGUCGUGAUAUCGCUCAAUUACCGCCUCGCGCCGGAGCAUCGAUGUCCGUCGCAGUACGAGGACGGCUUCGACGCGCUGAAGUUCAUCGAUGGCGACAACUUCCCGGACGCCGGCGACCCCGGCCGGUGCUUCCUCGCCGGAGACAGCGCCGGCGGGAACCUGGCGCACCACGUGGCGGUCAGAUCCGGCGAGCACGAGUUCAGAGCGUUGAAGAUCGUCGGGCUUCUGGCGAUCCAACCAUUUUUCGGGGGAGAAGAGGUGACGGAGGCGGAGACGCGCCUCACUUCAGCCCCGCUUUCGACGAUGGACCGGACGCAUCGGAUGUGGAAGGCGUUUUUGCCAGACGGGUCAGAUCGGGACCAUCCGGCGGCGAACGUUUUCGGGCCAAGAGCGCCGGACAUUUCGAGGAUGAAGUUUCCGGCGACGGUGGUUAUCGUCGGAGGGUUCGACCCGUUACAAGAUUGGCAGAGGCGGUACUACGAGGGAUUGAAGAGGAUCGGGAAAGAGGCGUACUUGGUGGAGUAUCCGAAUGCGAUCCAUGGGUUUUACGGGUUUCCGGAGCUGCCCGAGCUUCCCAUGCUUAUAGCGGAGGUGAAGGAUUUUGUAGGAAGGCAAUUAGGCAAGUAAUGGGUUUUAAAUAAAUUUGUAUGAUAUGUAUUAUGUAUGUUAUUUUAUUUUGUAAGGGAUGUUUAGUUGUUCUUCUGAGUCUUGUAAUAAAAAUUAAUAAAGUUAAGGCUUGUUUGA
Malania oleifera is the source of this 1859-nucleotide messenger RNA. RefSeq names its product probable carboxylesterase 18. Gene Ontology annotation, biological process: pollen tube growth. The transcript has a single exon. Lineage: Eukaryota; Viridiplantae; Streptophyta; Magnoliopsida; Santalales; Ximeniaceae. Gene Ontology annotation, molecular function: carboxylic ester hydrolase activity. The record is from RefSeq and is a predicted model, not a curated record. Bases 750 to 1742 code for a protein of 330 amino acids.